CCAGCAGGUGAGAGGCCCCAGGAGCAGAGCUUCUUGCGUCGGGGAGCCCAGCGCCCAGGGCAGGAGCCCCAGGUCUGCCAGUCUGGACCGCGGGCCUCUGGAAAGGGCCUCACCUCUCCAGUCUCAGUCUGUUCAUCCUUUAAGGCUGCGUUUUGGAGCUUCCCUGGUGGCCUCGUGGUCAGGGUUUCCGGCUUUCACCCUGGUGGCCUGGGUUCUAUCCCUGGUCGGGGACGCUGCAUGGUGCGGCCAGAAGUCCUGCCCAUCUCAGGGGCCAGUGGGUGAGGAGUCACGGCGGCAUGUCACCGGCCACAGCUGUGCCAGCACCUGCCGGUUCCCUGUUCCUCCCGUGAGUCUGUGACUUUGGCCUCUGGCGUCCCCUUAGGGACCCCAAGAGGAUGAGGCGCCAUAUCAAGCCCUGAAACAGCAGACAGGCCUCAUAGUUUGGCUCCCUCUGACCUCCCCCCAGAGGUUUUGCGCUGACGCUGUGCACCUCUGUACCGAGCUCAGCACUCGCCAAGCACCCCCGCUUCCAGGAGGUGGUCAGGGUGGGCCUCACGUGAGCACUCAGCAGCGAGGAUGCUCGCAUGCCCCGAGUCCUCGGCUGGCAGGGGCGCUGAGCCAGCCCUCACCCGCCUCUCCCGCCCCCUCCCCUCUGGCGGCAGUGAUGAACCUCCCAGUCACACCCAAGGGGGAGGUCGGGUCUCCGCGCGGGACUGAGGGAGACAGAGUAUCCUUCCUCCCAGCCUCGGCACUUCCUCUCACUCAGCAGUGCCUGACGGGGGUCCGCAGGGGCUGGCCAUCCAGGGGAGGGCACGGCUGGGUACCUGCCCUGAGGAGCCCGCAGGCCAGGAGAACCAGGAGACUGCCGGGUCGCCCAGCCCCAGAGUUCCACAGAACUGGCCAUGUCUUCAGAAGCUGUUUGCUAUGGGGGCUCUACCAGUAAAGUAAAUAGACAGGGCUGUUCCCUCUGGGCCGCCCUCCCAGCUCUGACAACAGCAUGCCUCCUGCAAUGGAGGCUAGAUAGACAGGCCGGGGAGGCGAUGACGUGAGUAAGGCCAGUCGUGUCUGUUUGCUGAACGUGUAAUCAGAGAUGGUGCAACUGAUACUUCUCUCUCUGCGUGACGGGGCUACUGCUUAUGCUAAGCCCAAACACUCCCAGUAAUAUAUUCGGCAGUGACUCAUCUUACUGAUCCUAGUCACAAACUACUGAUUAGUAGUUAUGAACACAAGUAUACACACACACGCACACAUAGGUAUGGGCGGUCAUCCAGUGCUGGGGGUCAGAGCUCAGCCCUAGGGGUUCUGAGUUAUAAUUCUUAGUCUGCCACAGUGUUAGGGUUCUGUGGAGAAAGAACCAAGAGCGAGUGUGUGUGUGUGUGUGUGUCUGUGUAUGUGUAUGUAGAGAGAGAGAUUUAUUUUAAGGAAUUGGAUCAUGUAAUUAUGACGAUUGGCAACUUGAAAUUCUGCAGGCAGGCCAGCAGGCUGGAGGCCUGGGGGCAGUGACGAUGGAGCUCUAGUUGGAAGCAGCCUGCAGGGAGCAUUCCUUCUGCCUUGCGGAGGCCUUGAUCUCGUCUUCCUAAGGCCCUCAGCUGACUGGCAGGGGCCUCUCACAUUAUGAGGAGUCCUGAUUUAAAUAUCAGUAGUAUCAAAAAAUACCUUCACAGUAACAUGUUAGACUGGAUUUGACCAAAAACUGGAUUUCAUGGGUACCUAGCCUGGCCGAGCUGACACAGAAUUAGCCACUGUCAGCACAUCACCUAGCCUUCUGAGCCUGUUUCCUCAUCUAUGAAAGAGUCUUAAGAAGACCUGCUUGAAGGGUUGUUGCAUGGGUCACAUGAGGCUGAUGCGUGAAGCAUCCAGUGGAGGUCCUGACACACUGGGCGUGCAUUGAACACGUAGCCCUUGCAGGGGUUCUCGGACUGAGGGUCCAAUCCCAGUCCUACCAUGUACUGCACGGUGACCUUGGACAAAACCUGUAACUUCCUGGGCCUCAGUCCCCUCAUCUUUAAAUGGUGGCAGUUACUGACUCCCAGGGUGUUUUGAAACGAUGUUCAUGCUCAAUUGCUCAGUCAUGUCCGACUCUUUUGUGACCCCAUGGACUGCGGUUCGCGAGGCUCCUCUCUCCCUGGGAUUCUCCCGUGGGGAGAUCAUGGGUGGGCAAGGAGCCUUCAGAAGUGGGUCCCUUGAGUGGGGAACAUUCUGCCAUUAUCACUUUUGGGUUAGAUAUGGUGAUGGUUGGAGAAUAAACUUUUAAGCCAGGUGGUGAACAGGGAAGAAACAGAACUUUAUCUUUGGAAAGCUCACCAUGCAGUGACAGGAAUACCCCAAUACACCGGUUCCCCGCAGCAAGCCCGCCCCUGCAGGACACAGGCGCUCCACGCGCCCCGCCCCUCAGCUUCCGGCCCCUCGGCUCCCAGCCCCUCAGCUGCUGGCCCCUUUCUGCCGUGUGCCAGUUCCUCGUGUUCUCUUCCGCCUCACACAGGCGGGGCGGGGGGCUGGCGCUCUCCCAUCACUCCUGCUCCAGGCCUCCCUGCCUCCCCAUGGCCUUCCACCACCUGGCGGGGAGCAGACGUACCUGGGCGCCGGCGCUGCCCUGCGCCUCUCUCUCCCCAGGCCAGUUUGCAGCUCUCCUGACUGCUCCCCGCCACCCCCGGGACGCUCACUGGGGCCUCUCCCUGCCGUCCAGAGAUCUGCCUGCGUCACUGGUACAAGGGCUUGGCACCUUGGCUUCUUCCAGGCGGAGCAGGGCAGGCGGAGCAGGGGUGCCCAGUCUCGUUCGGAGCUCUCCCGGCCUCACAACAAGACGACCCUCCGCCCCAGUCUUGGUUUCUGUGACGCCAUGGAGAAGAGGAGCCAGCAGCCAGAGGAAGGAGAAGGCCCGGCCCCUGCCAUGUGGGCACAGGCUUGGGAACUGCAGAACCUUACUAAGUCCCCUCCUCACCGAAGCGGAUUUACACAGCACUGCCAAGGUCCAGGAGCUCUCUGUUAGCUCCUGUGCUCCUCACCAUGACUCUAGACAGACGCCGCUGUCAACUCCAUUUGCAGAGGGGACAUGCCCAGGGCACAGAGCUUAGGUCUGAGUCUUGGACCCCGACUUGAACUGCCCACAGGGCUCUUGAAUCCAUUCUCACCUCCCACACCAGGCCUGCUGCUUCUGAGAACCUGGAACCAAGUUGGGGGUCGUCCAAAGCCCUGACCUUUGAGCCCAGAGAGGGGAGCGGUCACAUUCCCUGACCCCCUCGCCCGGCAGCAGCUCCCCCGCAGGCCUGCACCUCACUGCCUGCCCCGCCACCAGCCAGCCUUGCCGCUCGCUACCUUGGAUCCUGGUUUCCUCACCUCCGCUGGUUGAGGGCAUGGUCCGACUCCGGCUCUGCGCUCAGCAAGUGCACAGCAAAAGUCUAUUGAGUGAAGAGAGAGGGUGACAUUGCCACAAGCCGUGCCAGCAGCAACCAAGUGACCAGACGCCUGCCAGCCCUCCAGAGCCACAGUGGGGACAAGGAAGCGCCCCUCUUCAUGGGGAGGUGGGAGCAGCCUGGGGUGAUAGGUCACUGUGAACCCAGGUUCGGUGGAGGAGGUGGCCUUCGAGAUCCAAAGAGAACGUGAGUAGAGACGUGCCGAGGCUAGCGGGGGAGGCAGACGUGCAAACCACAAAAGAAACACCGCUUAUGAGAAGCACCAGAAAGCGAACAAACUCACAGACCACAGAUGGGGAGGAACCGCCGGAAACCCUCCCUGCCCGCGUCUGCGCAGGUCUCCACAGAGCCUCGUCACAUGUUGUCUCGUUUUCUCCCAGCAGCUGAUGACGUGAACCCCAUGCCCUCCAGGAGCGGCAGGUCCUGCCCGGCCCCUCCAGCCAGAGGGCACCGAGGCCCAGGCGCCCAGGCGGCUGGAGGACCCUCAGUCCAGAGUCGCCGGGCACCUGCCCUACAUCCAGCAGCAGCACCCUGGCAGAUGGAGGCCCUGCCCUGUGGCCCUUAAGUCCUGAUGGGGGCGCCCAACUCUGAGUGCACUCAAGGGUCCCUGAGACCGGAAGGGCUGCCUCCCCUAGGCUCCCCGCUCCCCCGCCACCCCCCGCAGUGAGCACCCCUGUCUUCAGGCUGAGCGACACAGCUGCAGCCCAUGGAGCACCUGGCCUCUGUGACUGGCCUGGCUUUUCAGGAAGCAGGGGCCGUGUCACCCCUACCCUCCCAGCCGGGAGGCGAGCAGCUGCUGCAGCCUGCCGUUUCCUUCUCCCGGGAUCUUCCCGACCCAGGGAUUGACCCUGUGUCUCCUGCGUCUGCUGCACUGGCAGGCGGAUUUGUCUACCACUGGCCUACCUGGGAAGCCCUCUGUCUGUUUAUUCGGUGCACCAGGUCUAGUGGCGGCAUGCAGGGUCUUCGCUGCCGCCCUCGGGGUGUCUAAUUGUGGCUGUCGGGCUCAGUAGUUGCAGCGCCCCGCUUUAGCUACCCUGCGGCAUGUGGGAUCUUAGUUCCCCGGCCAGGGAUUGAACUCAUAUCCUCUGCACUGGAAGGCAGAUCUUAACCACAGGACCAGGGAAGUCCCAGGAAUCAAGAUCUUGUGCAGAGUGACUGUACUGUAGAGGGCAGAAGGCAGCCCGGAACACGUUACGUCUGGGCUGAUCACCGUGGCUGGGGUCUCCCUGUAGCACCGUCUGCUCCAGCUCCUCUGCUCUGGGGAUUUGGCCCCUGCCCCUGAGGUGGGUGUGCACUCAUCAGGGAAGAAGGCAGAGGACGGCAGGCUGUCAGGCUAGCCUGGCAGGGGAGACAGGCAAUCUGUGGCAUCACGAAGCAGCUUUGUGCUGGGGCUCAGUCAGGCCCCCUUGCCGGGGAGGGCUUGUUUCUGAGCGUCCAAGGAGGCGUUCAGGAGAGGCCCCCAGCACUCCUUAGUGAGUCAGCUGGCAGCACUAAUACCCCGAAGCCCCCUGUGGUCAACUGCUUUCCUCACUGACACUCUCAAUCCGGGGCUCAGACGUCUGUGCCUUUAUUAGUAAUAGGAAAACACUCAAGGAAGUUCAGCCUGCUGCCCGGUCAAUGUGAUUGAGACUUCUGCUUUUUCUGCUCAAUCAAGCAAGAAAUUCCAUGGGAAUGAACUUGAGCUUCUUGAGAGACUCUUCACAGCAUCUCUGGAGUCCAUGCAGGAAUCAGACUUCUGGGACCUCUCCCAGAGCUGCUCUCCACUCUCACUGCUGGACCAACUGCAGAUGGGCUGUGACGGGGCCUCGUGUGGCAGCCUCAACAUGGAGUGUCGGGUGUGCGGGGACAAGGCGUCGGGCUUCCACUACGGCGUUCACGCAUGUGAGGGAUGCAAGGGCUUCUUCCGUCGGACAAUCCGCAUGAAGCUGGAGUACGAGAAAUGUGAGCGGAUCUGCAAAAUCCAGAAGAAGAACCGCAACAAGUGCCAGUACUGCCGCUUCCAGAAAUGCCUGGCACUGGGCAUGUCGCACAAUGCCAUCCGUUUCGGCCGGAUGCCAGAGGCUGAGAAGAGGAAGCUGGUGGCGGGGCUGACAGCCAACGAGGGGAGUCAGCACAACCCCCAGGUGGCCGACCUGAGGGCCUUCUCCAAGCACAUCUACAGCGCCUACUUGAAGAACUUCAACAUGACCAAAAAGAAGGCCCGCGGCAUCCUCACCGGCAAGGCCAGCCACACGGCGCCCUUUGUGAUCCAUGACAUCGAGACGCUGUGGCAGGCGGAGAAGGGCCUGGUCUGGAAGCAGCUGGUGAACAGUCUCCCCCCCUACAAGGAGAUCAGCGUGCACGUCUUCUACCGCUGCCAGUGCACCACGGUGGAGACCGUGCGUGAGCUCACCGAGUUCGCCAAGAGCAUCCCCAGCUUCAGCGACCUCUUCCUCAACGACCAGGUGACCCUGCUCAAGUACGGUGUGCAUGAGGCCAUCUUCGCCAUGCUGGCCUCCAUCGUCAACAAGGACGGGCUGCUGGUGGCCAACGGCACUGGCUUUGUCACCCGGGAGUUCCUGCGCAGCCUCCGAAAGCCCUUCAGUGACAUCAUUGAGCCCAAGUUCGAGUUUGCCGUCAAGUUCAAUGCCUUGGAACUUGAUGACAGUGACCUGGCUCUCUUCAUUGCAGCCAUCAUUCUGUGCGGAGACCGGCCAGGCCUCAUGAACGUGUCUCAGGUGGAGGCCAUCCAGGACACCAUCCUGCGCGCCCUCGAGUUCCACCUGCAGGCCAACCACCCCGACGCGCAGUACCUCUUCCCCAAGCUGCUGCAGAAGAUGGCCGACCUGCGGCAGCUGGUCACGGAGCACGCCCAGAUGAUGCAGCGGAUCAAGAAGACUGAGACAGAGACCUCGCUGCACCCCCUGCUCCAGGAGAUCUACAAGGACAUGUACUGAAGGUGGCGUCCGGGGCCGGCGCCCCCGCGGGGCUUCUCCUGUGAUCAGCCCCUGAGCGCUGGGCGCCCAAGCAGCGGGCUCGCUCUCACUUGGCAGGACUCACGGCUUCUGGCUCCCUGAACCCCAGCCUCCCUUCCCUCCUCAGCGCCUCCGUCUGCUCUCGUUUCUCUGCUCCUUCUCUUCCUUCCUCACUGUGGGUCUCAUGCUUCCUGCCUCUCUCUCCCUCCCUCUCUCUCUCCCCCUCCCCGUGUCUGUCCCUCUUUGUCUUCCUCUGAGACAGUUUGUGUCACUUCACCAGCAGCUAGAACAGGGCCCGAGCAGGAGGAGUGCGGCCUGCCCUCUGUUCCACGGUCACCUUCUCCCAUCUUCACAGCCGAGGACCCCAAAGAAACACUAAGUGCUCUGGGCCUGGCUUCCUGGGGAAGCCAAGCAGCCCUGAGUUGACUGCAGAGCAACACCUCGUCCCUGGGUCCCUGUCGGGGGCCAUCUCCCCCAGAUGGUCACUGCUCUGCUGAGGCCAUAGCUGCCCCCCGAUACCCGCCAUUCUCCUGGUCUUCUUUUCACUGAGCUUCCAGGCCAGUGUCACUGAUGACCCCCUGUGCUGGCCGCUGGGGUACACCCCUCCAGGCUGGAUAGAGGUGGGGUUCCCUCCGGGUGGGGGUCCCCACACCUCCACUGAAGAGAAGCGAGCUUCAUGGGAGUCGGAGAUUAAUGUGGUAGAUCCCCCACCAGCACCCCAGCUCUCCCCCCUGCAGCCGCCGAGUCCUGUCACCGUGUCAGCUCCGCAGCUCCCCCGUGCCCCAGCCCCUGCCAGGGCCUGGCCACACACCCGCCUGUGCCUGCAGGAGGCUGCAGCUCCCGCCCACACACUCCCCCCAGCACAUACCCCAAGAGCACUGAACUCACUUUACCUGGGGCCUCCUCGCCCCCCUCCCUCCCCUCCUGGAGGCAGGUGAAGGCCCCGAGGGGCCAGGGGUGGCCACAGAGCUUUGCCCCAGUUCCCUGGGCUGGGCCAGAUCUCUGGGUGGGCGGGGGUUGGGGUCCUGCAAACCCAGCCCAGCACCUGCUCACAGAUCCUGCACAUCUGUGACCCCCAUUUGUUGCAACAGCUCUGCUGCGCUCCCCUUUCCUUGUAUUUGGCCCAGCUGGCCGCCUGGAACUCUCCCUGCACUGCCUUGGGUGACCAGGACCUCCAGGCCCGGCCCAGCUCCUUGCCCCGUCCGCCCCCCCACUGACGAGCACUUGCCACCUCCACCUCAGGAUGGGGGCCCAGUGGAGAGCAGAGCCCACCCAGGCUGCCUUUCCAGAGGGAAGUGGACUAGAGGGGUGAGGGUCUGGCUGGGUUCUCUGAGAAAGGUAUCAGGAGGCACGGGGUAAGAGCCCAGGCUUCCUGGGUCCUGUCUGGUCUUCCCCAGGGGCCCUUCCACACCCCCGCGAUCACUCUCUAUGGCAAAAUUCUUCCCUCUGGUCCCUAUUCUUCCCUCCCUGCCCUCUCUCCCCUGCCACACACACCAUCCUCAUCCCCCACCCAGUCUGAUACUGAGGAAUGCAGCUCUUCUCAGCGUCUGAACAGUCUCCAAAAUUGAAAUGUAUAUUUUUGCUAGGAGCUCCAGCUUCCUGUGUUUUUAAUAUAAAUAGUGUAUACAGACUGAUGGAACUUUAAAUAAAUGGGAAUUAAAUAUUUAA
Molecule: messenger RNA, 8035 nt
Organism: Budorcas taxicolor (takin)
Lineage: Eukaryota; Metazoa; Chordata; Mammalia; Artiodactyla; Bovidae
Gene: PPARD
Product: peroxisome proliferator activated receptor delta
Exons: 6
Coding region: 5132-6349 (405 amino acids)
Biological process (GO): positive regulation of transcription by RNA polymerase II; regulation of lipid metabolic process; negative regulation of inflammatory response
Cellular component (GO): nucleus
Molecular function (GO): zinc ion binding; RNA polymerase II cis-regulatory region sequence-specific DNA binding; nuclear receptor activity
Source: RefSeq, a predicted model, not a curated record